AUGGAUGCGGCACUGGGCCAUCUGCCGGAUCCGGCCUUCGUGCUGCGCGCCUUCUACGUCGCCGCCUCUGCUCUUAUCCUCGCUGUACAGGCCGCUCCCGCCCUCAGAAGCCGCUUUCUUGCCUAUGGCUCUCGUGCGACGUCGCCAGCCGGAAAGGCGACCUCAGCCUCGAAGCGGAAGAGACGCACCCGCGCCGAACAGCUCCUGGACUAUGCUGCAAGCUUCCAGGUGCCGCACAACUACUUUGCACACUUUUAUGUCGUCUCGGUAGCAAGCUCGCUUUUCUGGGCGUGGAAGCUCCAGCUGUGGAACGCUCACGGGCGGCUGCGGAUGGUGUGGGCCCUCAUGCUGCUGCAGGGCGCCCGCCGGCUGCUGGAGUCGUAUGCAUACACAUCGACGAGCAAGAGCACCAUGUGGUUCGCACACUGGAUUCUGGGGCUGGUCUUCUAUUUGGCAACAAACGUCGCCAUCUGGAUAGAGGAUGAGGCAGCGGUCCCGGGAAGCUCGUCGACACUCGACGACGCACAGGCUGUACCGUGGAAGAGUGUAGCCUUAGUACCAGCCCUUCUCACGGCCCAUGUGCUCCAGCACGUAUACCACGCCUACCUCUACCGGCUCCGCACGCAGAACGCCAGCUAUCAGCUGCCCUCGCACCCGCUGUUUCCGAACCUCUUGUGUCCGCACUACACGUGCGAGAUCGCCAUCUACGUGUUGUUAUCGGUAUUGGCCGCCCCACCGGGCAAGCUUGUCAACUGGACGUUGGCGUCCGCGACUCUCUUCGUAGCCGUGAAUCUUGGGGUCACGGCAAGCGGGACAAAGGCAUGGUACGCGGAGAAAUUUGGCGAAGAGAAGGUGAGUGGCAGGAGGAGGAUGAUUCCCUGGAUCUGGUAG
Molecule: messenger RNA, 891 nt
Organism: Trematosphaeria pertusa
Lineage: Eukaryota; Fungi; Ascomycota; Dothideomycetes; Pleosporales; Trematosphaeriaceae
Exons: 2
Coding region: 1-891 (296 amino acids)
Biological process (GO): dolichol-linked oligosaccharide biosynthetic process; polyprenol catabolic process
Cellular component (GO): endoplasmic reticulum
Molecular function (GO): 3-oxo-5-alpha-steroid 4-dehydrogenase activity
Source: RefSeq, a predicted model, not a curated record